Rhododendron vialii is the source of this 762-nucleotide messenger RNA. RefSeq names its product ethylene-responsive transcription factor ERF118-like. Gene Ontology annotation, biological process: regulation of DNA-templated transcription. The transcript has 3 exons. Gene Ontology annotation, molecular function: DNA-binding transcription factor activity; DNA binding. The coding region runs from base 1 to 762 and encodes 253 amino acids. Lineage: Eukaryota; Viridiplantae; Streptophyta; Magnoliopsida; Ericales; Ericaceae. The record is from RefSeq and is a predicted model, not a curated record.
AUGUCUAACUACUCAGUGCGGGUCCAUUUUCAGCUAGAGAUUGACCAGGCCGGGUUGGGCUUCAUGGCCCAGUCCAUUAACUCUUAUCCUUUUCAAGGCCUCACAAGCCCAACUCAGCAAUUAGGACUUGAAUACUCCAUAGAUCAAAGCCAGCUAGGGUUUGAAAUCAUGAGGAAACUCCGACUAGUCUACUCCGACCCGGACGCCACCGACAGCUCAUCCGACGAGGGCGAUCGCAGCAAGACAGGGAACAAGCGACUGGUCCGCCUCAUCGAUCUCGCCGACGUCAAGGUCCCCCGUGAACUCAUCCCCCCGAAGAAACGGCACCGUGUCUCGGCGAACUCGAACGGCAACAACAACAGCAACCGGCCGUCCAGGAGCCCGUACGUUGGGGUCCGGCAGCGGCGUUGGGGCAGCUGGGCGGCCGAGAUCCGCAACCCGUUCACCAAGACACGGGUCUGGCUCGGCACGUUCGGGUCCGCCGAGGACGCCCGCGCCGCUUACCUGGCUAAGCGGCUCGAGUUCGACGCGGCCGCCCUAGCCGCCAAACCGAAAGCUGAGAUCGACAGCGACUGCUCAGUCGACGUGGGUAGCAGCAAUUCGAGCAAUUCGGUGUCGGGUACGGAUUCCGGUGAUUGUCACCGGUUGGGUUUGAUUGCGUCGAUGAUCAUCGACAAGAACGGGUUCCUGUUGGGGAAGUUUAGUCACAUGGAUGACCUGAGGAUUUGCGAUGACGUGGAGGAGGGGACCUCGGCGGCGUAA